AUGGCUGCCUUCGUCACACAUGAAGUUAUGGGCACCGCCCUUCAAACUACCAAUAGGUAUACAGACUUACAAGCACGAGGGGUCGGUACCUCUGGGAUUAUCUGUUCGGCACAUGAUUCAAUGGCCAAUCGAACAGUUGCCAUCAAAAAGAUAAAGAAUCCCUUUGAUAGUUCUUCCCUGAUCAAGCGCACGUAUCGCGAGGUUCACCUAAUGACCAAUCUAAAACAUGACAAUUUGAUCAACAUGACAGAUAUCUUUAUCUCACCAGCGGAAGAUCUUUAUCUUGUAAUGGACUGCUGCAUGACAGACCUUCAUCGGUUAAUCCAAUCAGCAUCCAACCCAUUGGAGGGCAAGUUCACCCAGUUCUUCACCUAUCAACUGCUGCGAGGAUUGAAAUACAUUCACUCUGCCGGUGUGAUCCAUCGUGAUCUUAAACCUAGCAACAUUUUGGUCAAUGAAAACUGCGACUUGAAGAUUUGUGACUUUGGCCUAGCCCGAGAACAAGACCAUCAAAUGACUGGCUAUGUGGCCACACGCUACUACCGAGCUCCAGAGAUCAUGCUGACUUGGCAAAGAUACGGCUAUGCGGUGGACAUUUGGAGCUCGGGUUGCAUCCUGGCAGAGAUGCUCCUAGGGAAGCCCCUCCUACCGGGCAAAGACAAUGUGGAUCAGUUCAGACUGAUCACUGAGAUGUUUGGGAAGCCACCCAAGGAGGUUAUGGAGACGAUUUACAGCGACAUUACGAUAAAGUUUGUGAACUCUCUGCCUCAAACGAAACCUCGGUCACUUGAAGCUACUAUGGGAGACGUUGACCCGGAAGCCAUUCGUCUCUCGGAGAGAAUGCUUGAUAUAGACCCGCAAAAGAGAAUUACCGCGGCGGAUGCCCUUACCCAUCCAUACGUUUCGACCUAUCACGACUCUAACGACGAACCCGAGUGUGAGAAACAAAUCGAUUGGUCUUUGUUGGAUUCAGAAAUGACUGCAGAUGAAUGGAAGUGCAAAAUGUAUUCCGAGAUCUUGAAUUAUCACCAUGGUUCUUGCAACUGGGAAGACAAUGACCCCAAAGCUCACGAGGGCAGCAUUGAGAAUUGGCUGCACAAGGAGAUGACGGUGGGCACAUAUUGA
Molecule: messenger RNA, 1125 nt
Organism: Penicillium coprophilum
Lineage: Eukaryota; Fungi; Ascomycota; Eurotiomycetes; Eurotiales; Aspergillaceae
Exons: 8
Coding region: 1-1125 (374 amino acids)
Biological process (GO): cellular response to oxidative stress; protein phosphorylation; osmosensory signaling pathway
Cellular component (GO): cytoplasm; nucleus
Molecular function (GO): MAP kinase activity; ATP binding
Source: RefSeq, a predicted model, not a curated record